AUGAGUUAAGUAUCGUAAAGAUAAAGAAGUCCAUCCCCUUAAUCUCCAGAAAAAGUUGCAUAAAGAGAAAAGGCAGCAUAAGCAAUGAAAAGACGUAACCAAACAUAACCAAGCUUUUUUGAAAAAUAUGCAUACCAUUUGGUAAUAGGUGCAUUUGGAUUUGUGUGUGUUUAUGCAUUAUUUUCAAUUCUAACACGUUCAAGCAAGAAACUGACUACUACUCCUGUAAUUGAUGAGGAAGAAAUUGCUAGUCAUAAUUCUUUAGGAUCUUAUUAAUAAGGACCAAAUGAUUUCUUUAAAGAUUGGAAAUUUAGUGAUGCUAAAUUCAUCUUUAACAAUCAUUUAACAUUCAAAGGAAAAAUACCUUAAUGUUCAGAAAGUGGAGUAAUAAUUCCAGAGAGUUAUAAUUUUAGAGAAGUUUAACCAGAAUGUGCUUAACCAAUCUACAAUUAAGGUAAACUAUUGUUUAAUCGAUAGGAAAUUGUUCAUCCAGCUAUUCUAUCGCUGCUGUCUCAGCUACAAGUGAUAGGUUAUGUAAAGUCAGAAAUGGUGAAUUUUAAGAUUAAUUAUCACCAUAAUCACCAAUCUCUUGUGAUAAUAAAAAUUAUAGAUGUGGAGGAGGAAGUGUUACUAGAGUAUU
Messenger RNA from Paramecium primaurelia, 640 nucleotides. The record is from the annotation of a GenBank genome assembly. NCBI's taxonomy places the organism in Eukaryota, Ciliophora, Oligohymenophorea, Peniculida, Parameciidae.